AUGGCUACUACAAGACUUCGUAGAGCAUUCCGCUACCCCGAGGACUCGGGCGAUGAAGGGCAUGAACGUGAAGAGUUGGAUGAAGAAGAACAAGAACGAGUGAUAGAGCAACUGCAGAGACAGAAUGAUCAGCGGAAUGCACAAUAUAGUACUGUUUUCACUGCACUUCCGCUACUGUCAACCCUAGUAUUUGUCCCGUCAGUGCUAUACAGAUCAUCAACUCCCACUGUGCGGCUCUUCUCCUUCCUCAGCAUCAUGUCAUUGCUGGUAACGACCUACAUAAUGAAGCUGUUUAUGUCGCGUUUGUUAGAUCGCAAAAGCAAGAGACCUGCUGCAGAGGUCGAACGCACCACGCUCGUUCGACAAAGCUUGUUGUUUACAAAUACUGGCAUCUGCGGGAUAUUAGUCCUGGUGUAUCUCUUCGCUAACCCAUCGCCUUCCUCUAUCUGGCCGGGUCUAUAUAUAGUUCCAGGAGCGAUGUUCGGAGUAAUCUUAUUGGUGCGGGAAGCAAUGGUCUCUGUGGAUUUAUCACAUCUUCAGAAUCUUCGAUAUGAAUACAAGGGUGCCUAG
Messenger RNA from Aspergillus chevalieri, 570 nucleotides. RefSeq lists its product as uncharacterized. The transcript has 4 exons. The coding region runs from base 1 to 570 and encodes 189 amino acids. The record is from RefSeq and is a predicted model, not a curated record. NCBI's taxonomy places the organism in Eukaryota, Fungi, Ascomycota, Eurotiomycetes, Eurotiales, Aspergillaceae.